Molecule: messenger RNA, 4097 nt
Organism: Salmo salar (Atlantic salmon)
Lineage: Eukaryota; Metazoa; Chordata; Actinopteri; Salmoniformes; Salmonidae
Gene: trim46b
Product: tripartite motif containing 46b
Biological process (GO): microtubule bundle formation; axonogenesis; anterograde synaptic vesicle transport
Cellular component (GO): main axon
Molecular function (GO): protein binding; zinc ion binding
Source: RefSeq, a predicted model, not a curated record
AUUUUCAUGAUCGCUUUCAUUUCAUUUCGUUACAAAUUCCAUUUCUCUCUUCCAUUUGGCUUCAUUUUUUAUUUUAAAGUUUUUUUGAGGGUUGUAGGCUCAUGCGCAUGCGUCCAUUUCCAAUAAUGCGCAAAACCGAUGUCUAUUAUGGCUAAACACGCUAUAUUGAUCCAGGAGUUAUGAAUAUCUAUUUUGCAGUUUGUUAUGAUAACGGUAGGCCUAUCAUGUCUAAUUCAUCGAAGGAGGCACAAUCGGAUUGAACGCUUACUUCUUCAGUGAUGGACGCUCUGGUUCGUAUUAGUAACAAGAAAGGACAGGACGGAGUUGACAUUGGUGAAUGACAGCGAGACAGGAUCUCUAACCAUGUCCUGCUGUCUAACAUGAAGAGCAUGGAGCGGGAGCUGCAUUGCCCGGUGUGUAAGGAGAUCGUCAAGCAGCCCGUGGUCCUGCCAUGUCAGCACAGCGUCUGUCUGAUGUGUGCCUCCGAGGUCCUGGUUCAAAAUGGCUACCCUCCUCCGGAGUUGCCACCCGAGCCCAACUCUCCUGCCUCCACCCCCAACACCCGCUCUCCCCACCAGGCACGCAGGCCCAUGCCCAGCAAGGCCGACCAUCGACCCAUUGACCGGGUGCUACGUUCAGGAUUUGGGACCUAUCUGUCGCCGGGGCGACGUCGUAAGGAACCACCCCAUGCAAUGUUAUUUCCAUGCCCGCCCUGUGGGAGGGAGGUAGAGCUGGGAGAGAAGGGCCUGACUGACUGCCUACGUAACCUCACCUUGGAGCGCAUUGUAGAGAGGUACAGACACACAGUGAGCCUGGGCAGUGUGGCUGUAAUGUGUCAGUUCUGCAAGCCUCCCCAGUCCCUGGAGGCCACUAAGGGCUGCGCCGACUGCCGAGCCAGCUUCUGUAACGAGUGUUUCAAGCUCUACCACCCCUGGGGGACACCGCGCGCCCAGCACGAACACGUCCAGCCCACCCUCAACUUUAGGCCCAAGGUUCUGUCGUGUCCUGAGCAUGACCAGGAGCGUCUGCACUUCUACUGUAGGACGUGCCAGCGGUUGCUGUGCCCGCUCUGCAAGCUGCGCCGUGUACACGCCGGGCACAAAGUGGCGCCAGUCGCCCAGGCCUACCAGACUCUCAAGGACAAGAUUACCAAGGAGAUGAACUACGUUCUGGCCAACCAGGAGACGGUGCUGGGCCAGAUCACACAGCUGGAGAGUGCCAUCACUCAGACAGAGGCGAACAGCGUAGCGGCACGGGAGCAGCUGUCUCAGAGCGUGAGGGACCUGACUGCCCUCCUCGCCGAGCGCCACGCCUCAUUGACCGAAGCCCUGGAGAGGGCGAGGCAGAAGCGGGGCGAGGCGUUGGCGGGCCAGGUGGCGGAGAGGCGGAGCCUGCUGGAGCAUGCAGGCCUCAUGGCGUUCUCCCAGGAGCUGCUGAAGGAGACGGACCCGCCCUGCUUCGUCCAGGCAGCGCGCCAGACACACAGCAGGUUAUCCACGUCCAUCGAGGGGCUGCAGUGUUUCUCUCUGGCCGCUGAUCCCUCCUUCAGACACUUCCAGCUGGACGUCUCCAAAGAGCUCAAACUCCUCACAGACCUGCAGUUCAUCCAGGCCCCUCUGGCCCCUGUCAUUGACACCCAAAAGACCCUGGCCUAUGACCAGCUUUUUCUGUGUUGGCGGCUGCCUCAGGAAUCCGCUCCCGCCUGGCACUUCUCUGUGGAGUUCCGUCGCCGUGGGGUGGUGCCAGGAGGCGGGGCCAGAGGUGGUAUCCAAGGACGAUUGGCUGCGGCCCGCUGGGGCUGGCAGCGGCUGGAGGAAGUGGGCGGGACCAGUGCUGUGAUUGACAGGUUGGAGAUGGACAGUGUGUAUGUGUUGAGGGUGAGAGGCUGCAACAAGGCCGGCUUCGGGGAGUACAGUGAGGAGGUGUACCUACACACCCCGCCAGCACCAGUGUUAAAUUUUUACCUGGACUCUCGCUGGGGCCUCCAUGCCGACCGGCUGGUGGUGAGUAAGGAGCAGCGCUGCGCCCGGAGCGUCCCCGGUCUGUCCCUGCUGCAGGCCGCCGACCUAGCGCUCACUUCCUGUCACCUGACCUCAGACCUGCUGGUGGGCGACGUGGCCAUCACCCAGGGCAGGCACUACUGGGCAUGCUCAGUGGAGCCCGGCUCCUAUCUGGUCAAGGUGGGGGUGGGCCUAGAGGCAAAACUACAGGAGUGGUUUCAUCUUCCCCAAGACAUGGCCAGUCCCCGCUAUGACCCAGACAGUGGUCAUGACAGUGGGGCGGAGGAUUCCCUGGACUCCCCUCCCCCCUUCUCCUUCCUCACCAUGGGGAUGGGCAAGAUCUUCCUGCCCCACGGUCCCAACCAUCAUAACAACCACGGUUGCCCCGCCAACGGCACAAGCCCUCGCCGCAGCCCCACCAUCUCCAACGGAAACAUCCCCGCCUCCUCGCCUACGGGCCUCACCUACCCCCUGCCUCCCAGGCUCGGGGUGUGCCUUGACUUCGAGAAGGGUCGCGUCACUUUCUACGAUGCCCACUCGCUCCGUCCAUUGUGGGAAGGGCCUGUCGAUUGCUCCGGCCCCGUUUGCCCGGCUUUCUGUUUUAUUGGCGGAGGGGCGCUGCAGUUACAGGAGCUGGUGGCCAAUCGGAUGGCAGACCAGACUCCAGUCAGGAGGGUCACCAUCCAAUCACGUGUCACUAAUCUGAAUAACUAGGCCAGAUUCAAUCCAAAACCACGGUGAAAGCGCGCUUGACAUUUAAAGGUAAUUUCCAAUUGUGACAACAUCUGCAACAUUUACCUUGAAUGCGAUCUCCGCAAAUGCGGUAACAUUGCCUUUAAAACGCGCAUCAAUCAUCUGAGGUGAUUGAUUGGACAUAGAAUGUAAAGUUAAUUGUAAGCUAUUUACUUGGCCGAAGCAAAAAGUUAGUAACCUCAGAGAUUGUGUUGUUUUGUAUUUCAUUUGUAUGAGAAAACUAGUUUUUAUUGCAACCAAUAUGCAAAUGUGUUUAACUUUACUACAUUAUUUUUUGGUUUGUCAGAAAUACUAAAUCGCUUAAGUAGGGGCUGUCAAAUUACACACACAGCAAUUAUGUAAUGUCUCAUAUCUUUGACACUUGCGCUAUUAACCACACUAUACUGUAUAUAUUUACAGUAUAUAUGUUUAUAUAUAUGCAAGAACAUAUAUAUUUUAGAAACACUCUUUCUCAGUCAUGUUAUGUCUGGGUGUUCAUCUAUGUCAGGGGUAUUCAAAUCUUACCCUACAAGGUCCGGACUACUGCUGGUUUCCGUUCUACCUGAUAAUUAAUUGGACCUACCUGGUGUACCUGGUGGAACUGGCUUUGAGGUCCAGAUUUGAAUUUGAGGGAUCUAUGUUUUUUGAUACUUCAUGUAACAGGUUCCCCUUCACUGUGUACUGACACUAUUUACACAUCUACGUCUGUGUAUCUCCAAUGGAAAAAAGUCCUGACUGUUAGUGAAAUCUUCCCACUCACUCCAUCACAACCCCAACCAAAGUGAUUUUUCUGGACUAAAUACUGUUGUAAUUGAGUAGACAGUAGAUUUAGUUAGGAGGAUAACAUGAACAUGAGGCAAUACUGUAAUUAGGAACUGAAUGAUACUGCUUCGGCUUCAGCCACCUUUAUCACUUGCUUCUUGAUUAAUACGUUUGUGCAUUGAUUGUUUUUCCAAAGUUUAACUUCUGCAGUGUGUGCGUGUGUGCGUGCGUGCGUGCGUGUGUGUGUGUAGGAGAAGGAGCGAGAAUGCAGUAAUGAACUUGUCUGAUAAUCAUGGCAAAUGAUAAUUUAGGUUUAAGGAAUAUUUGGGAUUAUUUCAAAGUGGGCUUGAUUGUAAAUUAAUGAGCAGUGCUUCUUAUGAAUGAUAAGCUUUCUAGAAAUGUAGGUUGUAUCCGAAAUGGCACCCUAUUCCCUAUAUCGUGCACUACUUUCGAUCAACUUGAUUCUUGGUCAAAAGUGGGAUGCAGACGAAAUGUAGAUUUCUCCUGCUGGCAGAAUGUUUGUAAAAAUAAAAAUAAAAAACAUAGACCAACAAUUAACGCUAAAUAAACACAAAUUCUGAAAAUAAGAAAAACCUGUCCUCC